This is a messenger RNA of Durusdinium trenchii, 6027 nucleotides long. NCBI's taxonomy places the organism in Eukaryota, Dinophyceae, Suessiales, Symbiodiniaceae. The record is from the annotation of a GenBank genome assembly.
AUGGAAUGUCGCCGGCCCGAAGCAAAGGCCAGCUCUGAGUAUGCAGAGUCCAGCAUCGCCUCUGGUUUUGUCCGCGUAGAAGAUGCAGAGGUCUACACCGUAUCUUCUCUGGUCGAGCAGACCACACCGUCCAGCCUGUUGCUUUUCGACACGGACUCGUCCUCCUUGGAUUUCCCAGACUUUGACUUGGAUGGGCUCGAAGUGGGUGGCAUCCUCUCAUGGAUUGAACCGGAGCAGAAUUCACAAGUGAUCUCAUAUGUGAUCUAUUGGGCUUCAGACAUUGUGAACCAAUCAGGCACCUGGCUUUGCAUCGCUACCAAUAGCUCCGCGGCAUCUUGCCUGGAAUUGGUGCUGCGUUGCUUUGUCGAGCAAUCCUCGCCUGCGAUCCUGGAGAUUUUUGAUCUCAAUGCCAGUGUGUCGAACUUGCAAUUUGAUGGUGUCUUGGCAGUACGCAAGGAUCUAGAUCUAUAUGAGCUGGGUGGUGAUGCAGUGGCCUCCUCAUCCAACGUGACCUUCAAGGACAAGGACUUGGAUCAGUGGCAGGUGGCAGGCAACAUCACUUGGGUCGAGGCGGAUGAUACUUCAGUGGACCUGAACCUGUGGACCUGUGAGAAACUGUCGACUGCCGCUUUGUUUGAGGAUGUCGAGGAGUAUUUGAUCUACAUGGCGGAAGAUCGUUUUGGCUCUAACAGGUCCUUGCUUGGCAACUCAGCAGCACCCUGCGACGACAACACGCCCUUGUUGUCGUUCACGCACUUUGUGGUGUACUCCAGGUCCAGUCUCGUGGAGCAGAGCACUCCUGGAGCCGUGGUGAUCAUUGAUGUGAGCGCGGCUGUGGAACAGUUAUCCUUUGUGGACCUGGAUCUUGAUGCUUCAGAAUUGGGAGGCGAAGUCACUUGGUCUCCACCCACAUCUGGCUUGGAACAAGUGAACGGCUAUGGCGUCUACCUCUCUGAUGCUGCUUAUGUGGCCCGCAGCCAGAUUGGCAUCGUGCCGAAGGGCACUCAUGUCAAAGCAGUGCCUGACAGCACAGCCCGUCAAAGCUUCACCCAUGUGCUGGUGUAUUCUCGUUCAGAUGCUUUCCAGCAAAGCACUCCGGCUGCGACCGCCAUCUCUGAUGCCUUGGCACAGGUGACCUCCUUGGAGUUUACAGACUUUGACUUGGAUGAGACCGAAGUGGGUGGAACGCUGAUGUGGCAGGCACCAGAAGAUACCACCUAUGUGGCCUACUACAAUGCAUACAAAGCCUACUUCUGUAAUGACACGAAUGACACCAAUGGCGAGCCCAUCUAUGUGGCUGGCACCUUCAGCUUUUUGAUGGAAGCAUCUCCUGAACAGGAGCUCCCAGUGAUGUCGCCAGAGGUUCCGCAUUUGCUGGCAGGAAGCGCUGAAGCAGAAGCUGAUGGAAUGGCCCCGAAGCUGCAGUUUGGACGGAAGCGUGGCAGGAUUAGGAAUGCUGUGACAAGAAUGCGCAAGGUAGCUGUGGGCUUUGCUCAGCUUCUUUCCAAGGACACCUUCCUGCUUUUCAAACGGGUCUGGAAGCUGAGUUUCAAGCACUGUCAGGAACUGUGCCAAAGUGGAUUGCCAGCGCAAGAUCUGUCGUUGCAACCUGUGGAAGGCCUUCACUUGGAGGUGGAGCUAGAGCAGCCAACGGUCAUGGAAGAGGAGGCCCUUGCACGGCGCCUCACAGGUGCCGUCGAUACUGACGACAGCCUCUUGGCAAAUGAGCUCAUGGAAGAACGAUUCCUUGUGAAUGCAGCUGCAGAUGUUUGUGAUGCGGACACAAAUCAGAGCGACACUACAGAUGAGUGGGACUUGAGCAAUUUCACAGGCGAUGUGGCAGCGCAGAUCAGCGGCCUCUUCCGCUUUAACUUGGCUGGAGCCAAUGCGGGGCAGGUCACUUACCAGAUCACCGUGCCGCUGGCAUCCGCUCAGGCCUUAGCUCCGUUCACGCACUUCCUGGUCUAUGCAGCCUCCAACUUUUCGGAGCAAAGCUUUCCAAGUGCCCUUCGCAUUGUGGAUACCGUUGCCAGUGCGUCAACGGUGGACUUCUUGGACUUGGAUUUAGACCUCUUGGAGUUGGGCGGCCAAGUGAGCUGGGCAGAACCGCUUGACCUUUCGAAGGUGCAGGACUAUGUGGUAUAUUUGGGCAACUCCAUCGACCGCUCACAGCUUGGGGUGGCGCAGAAUUCGCAGCUGGACAUUCGGGCUGAAACACCAACUGGCCGCUUCGAGUCGCUCUUGGUUUACACCAGGUCCAGUUUGGCCGAGCAGAGUUCGCCCUCAUCCUUGAUCUUCCAGGACAAUGAGGUCCUGCUGAACAUCUCGUUCUACGACCUCGAUCUCGACGAGGGUGACUUGGGUGGGCUGGCAAAUUGGUCCGGCACAUCAGAGGAAUUGGUGCUGGAAUAUGCUGUGUACUUGGCAGAGAUUUGCGAAGGGCAGGAGAGGAAUGACACAAGUGACACCAGUGAUGUGGCAACAUGGGAGAACAGCACGAGCCCUGACUUUUGCAACCUUCGUUACAUCGACACGGUGAACGCCAGCGAGCCAAGAGUCCAAAUUCCAGCGGAGACUCCGAAGAUGAACUCGACGCAUUUGGCAGUAUUCGCACGUUCAGCGCUGGUCGAACAACGAACGCCUUCGGCCUUGCUGUUCUUUGACGCCUCGGCUAGUGUCACACAGUUGAGCUUCGCAGAUUUGGAUUUGGAUGUUGGCCAACUUGGAGGAAGCAUCACCUGGCAAGCUGCUGACACAGCAGCUGCUCCACGCGUCCUGAGCUACGAUGUGUAUUUGGCUCCUGAUACAGCGGCAACACAACGAUCUCGCAUGGGAUCGCAGCCUGUGGGACAGGAAGCAUUGGUCGUGGAACCUGAAACUGACCUCUUUGAGUUCAGCUACAUUGUGGUUUUCACUCGAUCUGCACUCACAGAGCAGACAACUCCGGUGGGGUUGCAUGUCUCAGACACACAGGCCACCGUUGAAAAUGUGAGUUUCAUUGACCUGGACUUGGACUUCACUGAAUUGGGUGGUGAUCUGCGCUGGAGCGAGCCCCUGAACUUCAAAGAGGUGGAACGCUAUAACAUUUACCUGUCCGAGAUUCUGGACCUGGACGUGCAGAACUUUACUGUGCGGACUUUCCUUGCCAAUGUCUCCGUUGGAGAGGACCUGUUUGUCGUGGCUCCAGAGACCUCACGUCUUGACACCAACAACUCUGCGCUUGAAGAAGCGUACACACACUUCUUCAUCUAUACGCAGUCAUCCUUGGUGGAACAAACAACGCCAUUUGCCCAUGAGAUUUAUGAUGCCGAGGCUACUGUUUCCGACCCUCAACUCAUUGAUGAAGACUUGGACUUGGAUGAGCUUGGAGGUCGAGUAUUCUGGACACCACCCGUAGAUUCCAGCCGUGUCUAUCUCUACCGUGCCUUCCUGGCAGAUCCUUCUGGCCAGCGCUCACAGAUCGGCGAGGACGUUGAGGUGCCUUUGCAUGAAACCAAUCUCACUGCUGAGCAGCCGAUUGCUUCCUUCUCACAUUUGCUGGUUUACACGGCUUCGCAGUUGGUGGAACAGACCACACCAAAUGCUUCAUCCAUCUCCGACACUGUGCGCGUGGUGUCAAUGGUUCGCUUCAAUGACUACGACCUGGAUUUGGACGAGGUUGGUGGCACGGUGCUCUGGGACGCUCCUGUGCCUUCGAGCUAUGUGACGAGCUAUCGACUGGCUUUUGCCACGAUCCGAAAUGAGACCUUAGAGGGCUUUGACAACAGCAGUGUUUUGGCGCUGUUGGAAAAUGAAACCAUCAGCAGCCUGAGCUGGACGUUAGGCAGCACUGUAGCUGGCACCGCAGAUUUGUUUGCGACAAUCCCAGCAGAGACACCCUUGGGCGGAGCAACACAUAUUCUGGUCUUCAGCUCGUCGCGCUUGGCGGAGCAACAAACGCCCAGAGCUUUUGAGAUCCGAGACACUGCCUCACAGGUUUCAGGCAUUUUCUUCAAGGAUUUUGACUUGGAUGUGAAUGAGUUGGCGGGCGAUGCCACAUGGUCGGAACCCGUGGACAUCCAGUUUGUGACGCAAUACGUGGUCUAUUUGGCGACUGAUGCAACAGGAUCAGAGCGAUCACAUAUCGCCUCCACAGCCGUGGGCACGACUCUCCUCACAAUUCCCUCAGAGACGAGGUCCGAAGGUCGUGAUCAGCUGCUGGUUUACACCCAAUCUGCCUUGGCAGAACAGAGCACUCCGGCGGCCUUCGCUUUGAGCGACCUGGUCGCGAUGGUGUCGAACGUCUCCUUCGAUGAUUAUGACUUGGACAUGACUGAUUUGGGCGGAAACCUCACCUGGGUGCUGGCAGAUGACGAGGCCUUGUUGACUCACUAUGUGGUCUACUUUGCCCAGAGCUGCGAAGGCAAUACCUCCGAGGCACUGGCCUCCUUGCUGACAGGAUCCCUGGUCUUUACCGUUGAUGGUGCCACGGUCUCACAGGUUGAAGCUGCUGUAAUUGCCGCACUGGCAAUGGAGUUUGGUGCUUACCCUGGAGAUGUUGUUGUCUCGGUGUCUUCUGCCAGCACACGGCGGCUUCUCGGGGAGGCUCGACGCCUUGCAGCGAACACCUGGCUGGUCACCUAUCAGGUCACCGCUGGCGUCUCCAGCCUGGUGAUCCCACCAGAAACGUCUUUGGAGAAUUUCACGCACUUCGCCAUUUUUGCCCGGAGUGCAGUGGCUGAAGCGACCAUCGCGGCCUCGUUGCUGAUCGAAGACGCAGAGGCCAGCGUAUCCACAGUAUUGAUUCCAGACGAGGACUUGGAUUUGGAUGAGAUUGGAGGCACAAUCUCCUGGGUCGAACCUGUUGGUGCCGGAUUCGAUCGUGUGGAGCAUUACAACAUUUACCUUUCGCUUUCGGCUGCCCGCCGCUCGGGCGAUGCGCGGGUCGUUUCGAUUCCGCGGGGUCAGAGCUCCGCCGAUUUGGCCGCCGACACGGCAAAAGCCAACUUCGAGGCCUUACUGGUUUCCACCGAGUCGAUGCUAACUGAGCAGUCAACACCCGCCUUCGCACUCCUUUCUGACACCCACGCCCUCAUCACCAACCUGUCAUUUGCAGACCAAGACUUGGACUUUGAUGACAUUGGCGGCACGCUUUCGUGGGUGGAGCCAGAAGACGAUGGCUUUGUUCAGUCCUACUUCAUUUACCAAGCCUUGCCGCUGGAGGAGGCUAUGCCACUGGGCCUUUGCGGAUCUCCUCUAGUUGUGGACACACUGCUUAGCGGCAGCCUGCGGCUUACUAUGCCUGGAGUCACUGCACAGGAGCUGGCAGUAGCGAUUCGAGCUGCCUUGUCACAGGCCCUGGGCAUUCCUUUGACCAGCCUCUUCGUUACAGUCACAUCCGUGUCUCUUCGGCGGCUAGCCGAAGAGCGACGUCUGAGUCAAAGCUGGCAGGUGACCUAUCAGGCCUCCAUCAGCAAUUCAUUGGCUGCCUCAGUUUCAGAGAAGAGCAAUCUUUUCCACGCACAGCCAGCGAGCUUUGCAGUACAUCUUUCCGUUCAACUUGUGACAAUUGGCGUUGAUCCUGCUGGACUUGUAAUCGAGGAGUUUUCACAAGUGGAGAUCAUUUCACUCGUGACCAACAGUAACAAGACGUCUAUGAUGGACAACCUCACGAGCGGAGAGAUGAACAUAUCAGAUUCCGAAGACAGUGAUUCAAGGGUCUUGAGGAGUGAAGAUUCUGACUACUCUGACUUCGACAGUUCCAAGGAUAUGCCUCGGCGGCUUUCAUCUCAGGAGGUGAACCUUACCGCCUGGUGUCGUGGAGCUCUUCUGGGGAACGUGUCAGCAGGAAACAGUACCUUCGAAGUGCCACCAGACCUGCAGCUCUCUCCUUACAGUUACUUCGUGGUGUAUGCGGCAUCUGCCUUGCAAGAGCAGAGCACGCCAGCUUUUGUCAAGGCCACCAGGGUUGAUUUGUUUAAACGGCUUGACAACGGCUUCAGCAUCCUUUUGGUGCGCGUUGCGAUUGUCUAAGACAAGAAAGUGGAG